CCUUUAGCUGGAGGAAUAUCAUUCACCAAGGGCAGAGAAAUAGGUCCAGUUAUGAAGCCCAACAUAAUAGAGCACUUCACAAAUCCAGGCCAUUCACUAACAGAGGUUUAUGGGAGCGAAGAGUUCCAUUGCGAUGGCUGCAAGACCCCUGGAAAUGGCCCCAGAUAUCGAUGCCACACAUGCGAUUCCACUCUGCAUGAGUACUGUGGAGUGUGCCCAUCCACCCUCUCCACCUUUAUGCACCCCCAGCACCAGCUCAAACUAGAGAUUCGAACCCAAGGCAGGCGCGUUAACGAGCGGUUGUGCACUUUGUGCAGGGACGACGUUGAGGGGCUGUUCUACCGGUGCACGGACUGCGACUUCGACAUCCACCCCCUAUGCACCAAAAUUCCCGAGUAUGUGCCCGACCCCCUCCACCCCACUCAUCAAUUAAAGCUCCAGACGUCGUCCUCCGGUACGGAUGUGGGAUUUGUAGUUUUUCAUCUUGAGUGCAUUUUAGCACCGUGCGAGACGCCAACGGUUUCACGCUCAAUGGGAGCGCCAACUACUCCAGCACCACCGCCUUAUGGUCCUUAUGGUAUUGCACCACCGCUGCAUCCAUGGGGUGUUUAUGGAGGGCUGCCUCCUUAUAGUGCUUACGGGCCGUGGUAUCCUUAUUAUUCGUCAACACCACAUCUUUAUAAUUGGCCAUCGUCAACUCCUUUUACUGCUUAUGCUCAUGCUUGUGCCUAUGCUCCACCACCCCCAUCUUCUGGUUUUAAUGCUCAUGGAGGUACCACUGAUUUUGGUCCACAUAACACGAAUAAUCAAGCUCAAGGAACUGGUAAACCGUUAAAAGGGAUGCUGAGCAAGAUUAUAUAUUCGCUAUCGAUAGGAGUGUUGACUAAUUUGAUCGCAGGCGGAAUAACAGGUUGACCUUCUUAAUUUGCCGUGAAUUUACAUUGGAUGUUACGCUCGGGCUUGUUUUGAGAGGGGACUAACAUCUCUUUUCUAUUGAAAAAUUGAAAAAUGAAAAAGGAGAAAGAUCCUUGCAUCAAUUUUCUCAAUCCCAUAGAGGAUUCAACGUU
Vitis vinifera (wine grape) is the source of this 1067-nucleotide messenger RNA. RefSeq lists its product as uncharacterized. Lineage: Eukaryota; Viridiplantae; Streptophyta; Magnoliopsida; Vitales; Vitaceae. The record is from RefSeq and is a predicted model, not a curated record. The transcript has a single exon. The coding region runs from base 52 to 915 and encodes 287 amino acids.